Molecule: messenger RNA, 1275 nt
Organism: Alternaria atra
Lineage: Eukaryota; Fungi; Ascomycota; Dothideomycetes; Pleosporales; Pleosporaceae
Exons: 6
Coding region: 1-1275 (424 amino acids)
Biological process (GO): endocytosis; actin cortical patch localization; plasma membrane tubulation
Cellular component (GO): Rvs161p-Rvs167p complex; medial cortex; mating projection tip
Molecular function (GO): lipid binding; protein binding
Source: RefSeq, a predicted model, not a curated record
AUGAGUUGGAAAGGCCUAACAAAGACCGUCAUUCGGACACCGCAAACCUUCAAGCAAAGGUUCAACCUCGGUGAGAUCACCAAGGACCCUAUCUACAUCGAUGCCGAACGCCGCUUCCAAGAGCUGGAGAAGGAGACGAAGAAGCUUCAUGAGGAGUCAAAGAAGUACUUCGAAGCCAUAAAUGGCAUGCUCACCCACCAGAUGGAGUUCUCCAAAGCCAUUGCCGAAAUCUACAAGCCCAUCUCCGGCCGAAUGUCAGAUCCCGACUCGUUUCACGACGAAGGCAACACCGCAGGUAUAGAAGCAUGCGAACAGUACGAGCUAGUCGUCAGGGAGCUACAAGAGACACUCAAGCCCGAGCUUGAGAUGAUAGAAUCCCGGGUUAUUCGCCCGGCAGACGAGCUGCUAGUCAUCAUCAAGGCCGUACGAAAGAUCGCCGCCAAGCGCGACCACAAGCAACUCGAUUACGACAGGCAUCGCGCUGCCUAUAAGAAGCUCGAAGAGAAGAAGGACAAGACAUUAAAGGACGAGAAAGCCAUGUACAAGGCUGAGAACGACGUGGAGCAGGCUACGCAGGACUACAACUACUUCAACGAUUUGCUAAAGGACGAGCUACCGAAGCUGUUCGCGCUGGAGAGAGAGUUCAUCAAGCCUCUAUUCCAGUCCUUCUACUACAUGCAGCUGAACGUCUUCUACACAUUACACGAGCGCAUGCAACGGCUUGACAUCGGCUACUUCGACCUUACGCUGGACAUUGAGGCCGCCUACCAGAAGAAGCGCGGCGACACACAGGAAGAAGCAGAAAAGAUUUCUAUUGUGAAGUUUAAGACCACUGGCGGAGCUCGUGUUGCUGGUGCGCGCCCGGGUCAGUCGAAAUACGCAGCGAAAGCACUGGAAGCCAAAGCAGGUCGGAGUUCGAUAUCGGAAGAGACGGAAACACCUCCACCGCCAUACUCCGCUGGGCCUUCUGCGGCGGCUACAGGAGACGUCAAGUCUCCAGCGCUAUCAACAGGUUCAUGGGGCUCCGCUGCCAAAGCCAAGGGGGCUCCCCCGCCACCAAAGCCCAAGCCUUCGCGUCUCAGCGGUGUACCAGCGAUGGAGACCGUCACAGCUCUUUACGAUUACGAGGCACAAGCGGAAGGCGAUCUCAGUUUCCUGACUGGCGAUGUAAUAGAAAUCGUCUCAAGGACGCAAAACGACAAUGAAUGGUGGAUUGGAAAAGUACGAGGGAAGCAAGGACAAUUCCCAGGGAACUACGUCAAGUUGAACCAAUAG